AUGAAUACAUCAACAUUUAAUUUGGAUCAUUGUAUUGAAAAACUACAAAAAUGUGAGAUUUUACCAGAAUCAACAAUUAAAGAGAUCACCGAUAAAAUGAAGGAGUUAUUAAUAAGUGAAUCAAAUGUUCAAGAAAUCAGAUCCCCUGUUACCGUUGUAGGUGAUGUUCAUGGUCAAUUUUAUGAUGUUUUAGAAAUAUUCAAAAUUGGUGGUCAAUGUCCAGAUACAAACUACUUAUUUUUAGGUGACUAUGUUGAUAGAGGUUAUCACAGUGUAGAAACUAUAUCACUCUUAACUUGUUUGAAAUUAAGAUAUCCAUCACGUAUUACACUUUUAAGAGGUAAUCAUGAAUCUAGACAAAUUACACAAGUUUAUGGUUUUUAUGGAGAAUGUAUGAGAAAAUAUGGUAACCCAACAGUUUGGAAAUACUUUACAGAGAUGUUUGAUUAUUUAUCAGUUGCAGCAAUCAUUGAUGAAGCAAUCUAUUGUGUACAUGGUGGUUUAUCACCAUCUGCUUUAUCAAUUGAUCAAAUUAAAGUUUUGGAUAGAUUCCAAGAAGUACCAAAUGAAGGUGCUUUAAGUGAUAUCCUUUGGAGUGACCCAGAUCCAGAUAGAGAAGGAUUUGUUGAAAGUCAAAGAGGAGCAGGUUAUAGUUAUGGUAAAGAUGUUACACUAAGAUUCUUACAAAAUAAUAAAAUGCAACAUAUCAUUAGAGCACAUCAAUUGUGUAUGGAUGGUUAUCAAACAUUAUUUGAUAAUAAACUUUCAACAGUUUGGUCCGCUCCAAACUAUUGUAAUAGAUGUGGUAAUAUGGCUUCAAUUGUAGAGGUCAAUGAAAAAUUGGAAAGAUAUUUUAACACCUAUGCUGCUGCUCCACAAAGUUUAUCAAAUAAACCAACUUUAGAUACAAAUAAAGAAUUACCUGAUUAUUUCUUGUAA
Messenger RNA from Dictyostelium discoideum AX4, 939 nucleotides. RefSeq lists its product as hypothetical. Lineage: Eukaryota; Evosea; Eumycetozoa; Dictyosteliales; Dictyosteliaceae. The coding region runs from base 1 to 939 and encodes 312 amino acids. The transcript has 4 exons. The record is from RefSeq and is a predicted model, not a curated record.